Molecule: messenger RNA, 1722 nt
Organism: Coregonus clupeaformis (lake whitefish)
Lineage: Eukaryota; Metazoa; Chordata; Actinopteri; Salmoniformes; Salmonidae
Product: zinc finger protein 501-like
Exons: 2
Coding region: 89-1465 (458 amino acids)
Biological process (GO): regulation of transcription by RNA polymerase II
Molecular function (GO): DNA-binding transcription factor activity; RNA polymerase II cis-regulatory region sequence-specific DNA binding
Source: RefSeq, a predicted model, not a curated record
AGAGGAGGCGGAGGAGAGAGCAUUCAAAGAGGAGGCGGAGGAGAGAGCAUUCAAAGAGGAGGUGGAGGAGAGAGCGUUCAAAGAUGAGAUGGUGGAGAGAGCAGUCGCAGAGGAGAGAGCAGUCGCGGAGGAGAGACUGGUCACAGAAGUGGAGAACAGGGAAGAGGAGGAAGAAGUAAAUGGUAACACUGACCCAGGAGAGAGCUCCAAUCCAGGCUCAGAUAGCGAUCCCAGUACCACAGCAUCAGGAAACCAUAAACAACACAGACAGAGGAACUCAAGACAGAAACAUCACCACUGCAUGGACUGCUUCACUAGUUUCUAUGAGCCAGAGGAGUUGAGAAGGCACACUUGUAGGCCCCACCCCUGCUCAGAUUGCAGAGGCAGCUUUAUUUGUCCAACUCACCUCAAAUCAAAACAGGCUCAAAAAAGGAAGACGACAUACCCGUGUGGUCAAUGUGGGAAGAUAUGUGAAACACCAAGCAAACUCAAGACGCACCAGAUAACUCAUACAGGAGAGAAGCCAUACCACUGCUCUGUUUGUGGGAAGGGUUGCAGUAAUUCGGACCAUCUAAAGACACACCAGAGAACUCAUACAGGAGAGAAGCCUUACCACUGCUCCAAAUGCGGAAAGAGUUUCAGUCAGUUAUCAACUCUGAGAAACCACCACCUAACUCACACAGGAGAGAAGCCUUACCUCUGCUCUCAUUGUGGGAAGAGUUUCAGUCAGUUAGCCAACCUAAAUACACACCAGUUAAUUCACACAGGAGAGAAGCCUUACCUCUGCUCUCAAUGCGGGAAGGAUUUCAGACAUCCAAGAGAAUUAAAGUCACACAUGAGAACUCACACAGGAGAGAAGCCGUUCCACUGCUCCCAAUGUGGAAAGAGUUUCAGUCAGUUAUCAACUCUGAAAAAACACCAGCUAACGCACACAGGAGAGAAGCCUUACCUCUGCUCUCAAUGUGGGAAGCGUUUUACCACAUUAUGUGAACUAAAGGCACACCAGAUAACUCACACAGGAGAGAAGCCUUACCACUGCUCACAAUGUGGGGAUAGUUUCACCAGUUUAUAUUUCCUAAAGAAACACCAGCGAAUUCACAAGGGAGGAAAGCUGUUCCACUGCUCCCCGUGUGGUAAGAGUUUCAGUCAGUCAUCAACUCUUAAAAAACACCAGAUAACGCACACAGGGGAGAAACCUUACCACUGCUCUCAUUGUGGAAAGAGUUUCAGUCUGUCAGGAAACCUAAAGAGACACCAGGUAACCCACACAGUAGAGAAGCCUUACCGCUGCUCUCAUUGCGGGAAGAGUGUCAGUCAGUUACAACACCUAAAGACACACCAGUUAAUUCACACCGGAGAGAAGCCAUACCACUGCUGUCAGUGUGGGAAGAGUUUCAGUCAGUCAUCAACUUUGAAGAAACACCAGAGAACUCACACAGGAGAAAAGCUGUGUCAUCAGAUCUGAAGACACCAGCUUGUUCACAUAGGGGAGAAGCCUUAACUCCACUUUCAAUGUAGGGAUAGUUUCACCAGUUUUAUAUAUUUUUUUAAAACACCAACUAAUUAUGACUAACAAUAACUUACUUGGUUAAAUAACAAGGGGGGGGGGGGUGACUUGCAAAGGAGUGUGGCACCUGCUCCCUGUGUGCUUCUGUCACCAGGUGAAAAAACCUUUCCAAGCCAAACCUUCAUAUGAUGACCGCUAACCGCUACACACAGUCU